CAGCCUCCUGGAGAAGAUGACAUCCAGCGACAAGGACUUCAGGCAGCUUGAGGCUUAUCCCAGCUGUUCAAAAUAAAUAGCUAUGACAUCGACAGGGGCCCUCCCUGCAGGGCCCUGGGAGCUACUGUGACAUCUAGCAGCAGUCCUGCAAAGGUUCAUGGCCACCAGUGACCUGAUGUCAGAGCUGCAGAAGGACUCCAUCCAGCUGGACGAGGACAGUGAGCGCAAGGUAGUAAAGAUGCUGCUUAGGCUCCUGGAGGACAAGAACGGGGAGGUGCAGAACCUGGCGGUCAAGUGCCUGGGGCCUCUGGUGGGCAAAGUGAAGGAGUACCAGGUAGAGACCAUCGUGGAUGCCCUCUGUGCCAACAUGCGUUCGGACAAGGAGCAGCUUCGGGACAUCGCGGGCAUCGGCCUCAAGACCGUGCUGUCGGAGCUCCCCCCUGCAGCCACAGGCUCUGGCCUGGCAACCAACGUGUGCCGGAAGAUCACAGGCCAGCUCACCAGUGCCAUCGCUCAGCAGGAGGAUGUGGCUGUGCAGCUGGAAGCCCUGGACAUCCUCUCUGACAUGCUAAGCAGGCUGGGCGCCCCACUGGGCGCCUUCCACGCCAGCCUCCUGCACUGUCUGCUGCCUCAGCUGAGCAGCCCGCGCCUGGCCGUGCGCAAGCGGGCGGUGGGGGCGCUGGGCCACCUGGCGGCUGCCUGCAGUACCGACCUCUUCACUGAGCUCGCUGACCACCUGCUGGACCGGCUGCCUGGCCCGCGUGCGCCCACCAGCCCCGCAGCCCUCCGCACCGUGAUCCAGUGUUUGGGCAGUGUCGGCCGCCAGGCAGGCCACCGCCUCGGGGCUCACCUGGACCGGCUGGUGCCCUUGGUGGAGGAGUUCUGCAACCUGGACGAUGAUGAGCUUCGGGAGUCCUGCCUCCAGGCCUUUGAGGCCUUCCUGAGGAAGUGCCCCAAGGAGAUGGGCCCUCACGUGCCCAACGUGACCAGCCUCUGCCUUCAGUACAUAAAGCACGACCCCAACUAUAACUAUGACAGUGACGAGGACGAGGAGCAGAUGGAGACGGAGGAUAGUGAAUUCAGUGAGCAAGAGAGUGAGGAUGAGUACAGCGAUGACGACGACAUGAGCUGGAAGGUGCGCCGGGCGGCGGCCAAGUGCCUGGCAGCCUUGAUCGGCUCGCGGCCGGACCUGCUGCAUGACUUCCACUGCACCCUGGCGCCUGUGCUUAUCCGCCGCUUCAAGGAACGCGAGGAGAAUGUUAAGGCCGACGUGUUCGGGGCUUACAUCGUGCUGCUGCGGCAGACGCGGCCCCCAAAGGGCUGGCUGGAGGGCGUGGAGGAACCCACCCAGACCGGCAGCAACCUCCACAUACUUCGAGGACAGGUGCCUCUUGUGAUCAAGGCCCUUCAGCGGCAGCUUAAAGAUCGGAGUAUCAGGGCCCGCCAGGGGUGCUUCAGCCUCCUCACCGAGCUGGCGGGUGUCCUCCCGGGCAGCCUGGCAGAACACAUGCCCGUGCUGGUAGCAGGCAUUGUCUUCUCACUGGCGGACCGCUCCAGCUCCUCCACCAUCCGGAUGGAUGCCCUGGCCUUCCUGCAGGGGCUGCUGGGCACAGAGCCGGCUGAGGCUUUCCACACCCACCUGCCCACUCUCCUGCCACCUGUGAUGGCCUGCGUGGCUGACCCUUUCUACAAGAUCGCAGCUGAGGCCCUGCUAGUGCUCCAGGAGCUGGUGAAGGCCCUGUGGCCAUUGGACAGGCCUCGGACGCUGGACCCGGAGCCCUACAUUGGAGAGAUGUCUGCAGCCACCUUGGCCCGGCUUCGUGCUACCGACCUGGACCAGGAGGUGAAGGAGCGGGCCAUCUCCUGCAUGGGCCACCUUGUGGGCCACCUGGGUGACCGGCUUGGGGAUGACCUGGAGCCGUCACUGUUGCUCCUCCUGGACCGUCUGCGGAAUGAGAUCACCCGGCUUUCCGCCGUCAAGGCGCUGACGCUGGUGGCUGUGUCCCCGCUGCGGAUUGAUCUGCAGCUCAUCCUGGCUGAGGCAUUGCCCAUCCUGGCCUCGUUCCUGCGCAAGAACCAGCGGGCGCUGCGGCUGGCCACCCUGGCGGCCCUGGAUGCCCUGGCCCGGAGCCAGGGCCUCAGCCUCCCACCCCCCGCUGUGCGGACCGUGUUGGCUGAGCUGCCUGCCCUGGUCAGCGAGAGCGACAUGCACGUGGCCCAGCUGGCUGUGGACUUCCUCGCCACUGUGACCCAUGCCCAGCCGGCCUCAUUGGCCGAGGUCAGUGGUCCUGUGCUCUCUGAGUUGCUGCAGUUGCUACGCUCACCCCUGCUGCCGGCUGGUGUGCUGGCAGCCGCCGAAGGCUUCCUGCAGGCUCUGGUGGGGACGCGACCACCGUGCGUGAACUACGCAGAACUCAUCAGCCUGCUCACUGCACCUGUUUACAACCAGCCCGUGGACAGCGGGCCUGGCCUGCACAAGCAGGUGUUCCACUCGCUGGCACGGUGUGUGGCAGCCCUUGCAGCAGCCUGUCCCCAGGAGGCAGCAGGCACGGCCAAGCGCCUGGUCUGUGACGCCAAGUCACCCAGCUCCAGCACGGGGGUCAAGGUCCUGGCGUUCCUGUCGCUGGCUGAGGUGGGCCAGGUGGCUGGGCCGGGACCCCAGCGGGAGCUGAAGGCAGUGCUGCUAGAAGCCUUGGGCUCGCCCAGCGAGGAUGUGAGGGCAGCCGCCUCCUAUGCGCUGGGCCGUGUGGGUGCAGGGAACCUGCCCGACUUCCUUCCAUUUCUGCUGGGGCAGAUUGAGGCUGAGCCCCGGCGGCAGUACCUGCUGCUGCACUCGCUCCGGGAGGCCCUGGGCGCUGCCCCACCUGACAGCCUGAAGCCUUACGCUGAGGACAUCUGGGCCUUGCUGUUCCAGCGCUGCGAGGGUGCUGAAGAGGGCACCCGGGGGGUGGUAGCCGAGUGCAUCGGAAAGCUGGUCCUUGUGAACCCUCCGUUCCUUCUGCCCCGGUUCCGGAAGCAACUUGCUGCAGGUCAGCCUCACACUCGCAGCACUGUCAUCACAGCAGUGAAGUACCUCAUCUCAGACCAGCCCCACCCAAUCGACCCCCUCCUGAAGAGCUUCAUCGGAGAAUUCAUGGAGAGACUGCAGGACCCAGACCUGAACGUGCGCCGGGCUACGUUGGCUUUCUUCAACUCCGCUGUGCACAAUAAGCCCUCGCUGGUCCGAGACCUGCUAGAUGACAUCUUGCCCCUGCUCUACCAGGAGACCAAGAUCCGCCGGGACCUCAUCCGAGAGGUAGAGAUGGGGCCUUUUAAGCAUACAGUGGACGAUGGGCUGGAUGUGAGGAAGGCGGCCUUUGAAUGCAUGUACUCGCUGCUUGAGAGCUGCCUGGGCCAGCUGGACAUCUGCGAGUUCCUGAACCACUUGGAGGAUGGCCUGAAGGACCACUAUGAUAUCCGGAUGCUGACCUUCAUCAUGCUUGCACGGCUGGCUACGCUGUGUCCUGUGCCUGUCCUGCAGAGGGUGGACCGGCUCAUUGAGCCCCUCAGGGCCACAUGCACCGCCAAGGUCAAAGCUGGUUCUGUGAAGCAGGAAUUUGAGAAGCAAGAUGAAUUGAAGCGCUCUGCAAUGAGGGCAGUGGCCGCCCUGCUGACCAUCCCUGAAGUGGGGAAGAGCCCCAUCAUGGCCGACUUCUCAUCCCAAAUCCGCUCCAACCCUGAGCUGACCACCCUCUUUGAAAGCAUCCAGAAGGAUUCUGCAUCAGCCCCCAGCACAGACUCCAUGGAGCUCAGCUAGUGCUCCCCGGCCCAAGAACCCCCACUCACAAGGAGCCUCACGCACCCACCCCCACAGGCCUCUACUCCUGCCCUUUACUCAUCUCACUGGGGGCCCCCCCUGCUCCCAGUUGUGGGGGGGAGGAGGGGUUUACAGUGCCUUCUCUGCCCCCAGUCAGAGCUGCAAGGCUGCCAACAGUUGGCUCCUUUGACUCAGGACAGUCGCUCAAUCAACAGGGUGAUAGUUCUUCUAAGCCUCUUCCAUGGAGCUGGAUGACUUCACAGGGUCAGCCUGGCUCCUUCAAGCCAUGGGAGUCUCUGCCUCAGAGGUCUUCGUAUUUAUAAACACUCUUGUGCUCACGGCUCUGAAAGGUCAGGAAGGUGCAGACUGGCCUUCCUCCCCGACUGGAGUCCCAUGUUGCUCAUUUCACCUGAUCUGCCAAAAAUUAGUAUUUGCCAGACAUCUUAAUGCAGAUACUCCUGGGUUAUCCACAUUUUUGAAUCCGAGAUGCUUUAUUUCAAAUUGGCAGUAAUAAAUCCAAAAUGCAUAGUACUUCUUGCAAGGGGAGUGGGGCAUGGAAUUAGAUCUAAUUUUUUUUCUAAUUCCAGAACUCUUAUGUAGCCAACUAGGAACAGGAAAGCACAAGGAAACAGUACUUAUCACCUUUCAUGUCCCCCACCUAGGUAGCCACGAGGUUUGUCCUGGGAAAAGUAUGGAGUAUGUCCAGUUUUUAGUAUCAAGGAUAGAAACGUUAAUCGACAGGCCAAAGAAUUUCCUGUGCUAUUCCAGGUUAAUAAAGUAGAGAUUCUAAAUUG
This is a messenger RNA of Phacochoerus africanus (Common warthog), 4590 nucleotides long. RefSeq names its product cullin associated and neddylation dissociated 2 (putative) (gene CAND2). Gene Ontology annotation, cellular component: nucleus. The transcript is spliced from 16 exons. Gene Ontology annotation, biological process: SCF complex assembly; protein ubiquitination. The coding region runs from base 158 to 3796 and encodes 1212 amino acids. Lineage: Eukaryota; Metazoa; Chordata; Mammalia; Artiodactyla; Suidae. The record is from RefSeq and is a predicted model, not a curated record.